UGUGAUUUUUACAUGAAGUACUUUUUGUGGAUCCUGUAUUUUUUUAAUGUACGAAUAAAGUUUGGAGUUUUUUUACUACGAAGUCUGGAUAUCUUUGAUGGUUGAGUGCGAAGAUAAUCUGUAUUUCACUUAUUGAAUUUACCGCCGAGACGGAGGCGGUUCUCCUGCACCGUUCACAUGACCAGCCCCUUUUACAAGUGUCGACGCUGAAGAAAUGCCAUAGGUGAGAGCCUGAGUGCUGAAAGUUUGAAACUAUUCUGUUAUACAUAUUUAGACAUGUAAAUAUCUGACACCUCAUCUUUGAGCCCUUAUAACUUUUUUGUAUUUUUUGAUGUGUUUUGUUUCGCAAAAUAGUUAACCAGAGCUCUGAGGACGCACUAUCCAGAUGAGCGUUUACUAACAUAACUGUUAGCGCGCCACUCUUAAUCUGGCCCUUUUAUUAAGAAUUACAUUUUAUAUGUAAUGUCUCUUUAAAGCAUUAAUCAAUAGUUCCUUUUGUAGCACAGAACUGCCACUUACAAAUAUAAAACCUAUUGUUUCACAGAAGUCCAGUGUGUUGGUAUAUAAGUACGGUCACCAGAUUCAUUUUGUAACUUGUGGGUUGUGUACAGUAAGCAAAUGUAACUAUUAUAUGUGGUACUGCACAGGGGACGAAGGCAGUGGAAUGUCAGCUAUUUAGUUGUGGGAAGCUCCAGAUAAAGCGAAUGUUAAACCUCCAAAGAGAAUCGGUACAAGAACGCCAGUUCUGAGGGACAUCUUCAUUACAGGUUGCGGCAGUUUAGAUGACGACAAACAGAACAAGUAAGUUCCAGUGAGCAUGGCCUUCAAGGAUCUAACAUCGAGAGCAGUACUUCUUUAUGAUGAAUGGAUUAAAGAUGCCGAUCCAAGGGUGGAAGACUGGCUCCUCAUGUCCUCUCCUAUCCCACAAACUAUCAUCAUUGCUGCUUACAUUUAUUUUGUCUCCUCCCUUGGUCCCAAGAUGAUGGAGAAUAGGAAACCGUUUGACCUGAAGCACAUAAUGGCACUUUAUAAUUUAUUUAUGGUUAUCUUCUCCUUAUAUAUGUGUUAUGAAUUCCUUAUGUCAGGCUGGGCUACAGGAUAUUCAUUCCAAUGUGACAUUGUUGAUUACUCUCGGUCACCUGAUGCAUUAAGAAUGGCUUGGACUUGCUGGCUGUUUUAUUUUUCGAAGUUUAUUGAAUUAUUAGACACUAUCUUUUUUGUAUUGCGUAAGAAGAAUAGUCAGGUUACGUUCUUGCAUGUAUUUCAUCACUCUAUCAUGCCAUGGACGUGGUGGUUUGGCGUCAAGUUUGCUGCAGGUGGUUUGGGCACAUUCCAUGCAUUAGUGAACUGUGUUGUACAUGUUAUCAUGUACACCUAUUAUGGGAUGUCAGCACUGGGACCUAAAUAUCAAAAGUAUCUGUGGUGGAAAAAAUACAUGACCUCCAUACAACUAGUACAGUUCUUGAUGGUAACAUUUCAUAUUGGUCAGUUUUUCAUUUUGAAAGAUUGCCCAUACCAGUUUCCAGUCUUCCUCUACAUCAUUUUGUCAUAUGGAUUAAUUUUCUUAUUUUUGUUCCUCAACUUUUGGUUUCAUGCUUACACCAAAGGACAAAGAUUACCAAAAAACUUUCAAAAUGGAGAUGUUAAGAACAAGAUCCAUUGACCACACCAUUAAACUAAUCAAAAUCUAGAAGUACUAAACAAGAGUAACUUAGAUUACUUGUUGGGUAGCAAUAAGCUGUAAAUUCUGAACUUGUAUUUUUACCGUAAGUUAUUUGGACAUUGAUAUAUAUUUUCAACAAAUGUACAUAUAUUUUUACUAAAAACACACAAGCUGAACAAUUCACGUUAAAAACAUGGAUGUGUAUGAAAAGUUCUUUAACUUUGAUCAACAUUAGCAUAUUGCGCGACUGUAUGUGUGAUUGAACUACUGAGGUAUAGUGAGUGAAUAGUUGUGAUAACUAAUAAUGUCUCUUGCUUUUGUAAUGAUAUCCACAUUGUCAUGGAAACUACAAUGAAUACAAGUCUGCAUUAAAUGUCUGAUUUUGUACAAAUUGUGCCAAAUAAAAAAAAAACCAUUAGGAGCCUAUAA
Bombina bombina (fire-bellied toad) is the source of this 2092-nucleotide messenger RNA. It is a transcript of the gene ELOVL7, whose product is annotated as ELOVL fatty acid elongase 7. Gene Ontology annotation, cellular component: endoplasmic reticulum; endoplasmic reticulum membrane. The record is from RefSeq and is a predicted model, not a curated record. Gene Ontology annotation, biological process: fatty acid elongation, saturated fatty acid; fatty acid elongation, monounsaturated fatty acid; fatty acid elongation, polyunsaturated fatty acid. NCBI's taxonomy places the organism in Eukaryota, Metazoa, Chordata, Amphibia, Anura, Bombinatoridae. Gene Ontology annotation, molecular function: fatty acid elongase activity. The transcript has 8 exons. The coding region runs from base 818 to 1663 and encodes 281 amino acids.